This is a messenger RNA of Gastrolobium bilobum, 3059 nucleotides long. RefSeq names its product beta-galactosidase 8-like. The transcript is spliced from 19 exons. NCBI's taxonomy places the organism in Eukaryota, Viridiplantae, Streptophyta, Magnoliopsida, Fabales, Fabaceae. Gene Ontology annotation, molecular function: beta-galactosidase activity; carbohydrate binding. The record is from RefSeq and is a predicted model, not a curated record. Bases 355 to 2874 code for a protein of 839 amino acids. Gene Ontology annotation, cellular component: cell wall; vacuole. Gene Ontology annotation, biological process: carbohydrate metabolic process.
UUUGUUUCCAUUCUUAUCUUUGCACAAAGCGACCAAGCAACAACGUCUUACACUUACACGCAUGUCAAAAAAAAAAAAAAAAGACACAAUAAACUGAUAAAGCUAACUCAUUAGGCAUUGUCGUGCAAGGUUGUUUUGUUUGUCCUAAGAAAGCAACUCCAUUUAAGGUUUUUUUAUUAAUGUUAAUUUUCUUUUGUUAUAACUGUUUCCUGAAGUCAUUUUUGUCAUUUCCUUCCAAGAUAAGUGUGUUAAGGAAAAACCUGUGCCUUUAAAUACAAGAAGCAAAAACAAAGUGUGAAUCAUUUCCUUCUUGUUUUGGUUCGUUCUCUAUGCUUUUGAAAACCCAAAAAGGCAAUGAAAGCAACGCAGAUUCUGUUCGUUUUGCUUUGGUUCCUCAGCAUUUAUACACAAGCUUCGUUUUGCGCCAAUGUUACCUACGACCACAGAGCAUUGGUCAUCGAUGGCAAGCACCGUGUCUUAAUCUCUGGUUCAAUUCAUUACCCUCGGAGUACUCCAGAGAUGUGGCCAGAUCUUAUUCAGAAAUCCAAAGAUGGAGGACUUGAUGUGAUUGAGACCUAUGUUUUCUGGAACUUACAUGAACCAGUUCGAGGCCAGUAUAAUUUUGAAGGAAGGGGUGAUUUGGUGAAAUUUGUGAAGGCAGUAGCAGCUGCAGGUCUAUAUGUGCAUCUCCGGAUUGGUCCAUACGCAUGUGCUGAAUGGAACUAUGGUGGUUUCCCUCUUUGGCUGCAUUUUAUUCCUGGAAUUCAGUUCAGAACUGAUAAUGAACCGUUCAAGGCAGAAAUGCAGCGAUUCACUGCUAAGAUUGUGGAUAUGAUGAAGCAAGAGAACCUCUAUGCGUCACAGGGAGGACCAAUUAUUUUGUCUCAGAUUGAAAAUGAGUAUGGGAACAUUGAUGGGCCAUAUGGUCCUGCUGCUAAAUCCUACAUCAAAUGGGCAGCAUCAAUGGCAAUAUCUCUUGAUACUGGGGUUCCCUGGGUCAUGUGUCAGCAAGCAGAUGCUCCUGAUCCAAUUAUUAACACAUGCAAUGGAUUUUACUGCGAUCAAUUCACACCAAACUCUAACAAAAAACCAAAAAUGUGGACUGAGAAUUGGAGUGGAUGGUUUCUUUCAUUUGGUGGUGCUGUGCCUUACAGACCUGUGGAAGAUCUUGCAUUUGCUGUAGCACGUUUUUACCAGCGAGGUGGAACUUUUCAAAAUUACUAUAUGUAUCAUGGAGGGACCAACUUUGACCGGAGUUCUGGUGGACCUUUCAUUUCUACUAGUUAUGAUUAUGAUGCACCAAUUGAUGAGUAUGGAAUUAUUAGACAGCCUAAGUGGGGCCACCUUAAAGAUGUGCAUAAGGCCAUAAAGCUUUGUGAAGAAGCACUGAUAGCUACUGAUCCAACAAUUACAUCUCCUGGUCCAAAUCUAGAGGCUGCAGUUUACAAGACAGGAGCUGUAUGUGUUGCCUUCCUUGCCAACAUCGCCUCGUCUGAUGCAACGGUAACCUUUAACGGCAAUUCAUAUCACUUGCCUGGAUGGUCUGUGAGCAUCUUACCAGACUGCAAGAAUGUAGUGCUUAAUACUGCAAAGAUUAAUUCUGCAUCUAUGAUUUCAAGCUUCACAACUGAAUCUUUAAAAGAAGAGGUUGGUUCUUUGGAAGAUUCUAGCUCAGGGUGGAGUUGGAUUAGUGAACCUAUUGGUAUUUCAAAGAAUGAUUCAUUCUCAAAAUUUGGAUUACUAGAGCAAAUAAAUACGACAGCUGAUAGAAGCGAUUAUUUGUGGUACUCAUUAAGCAUUGAUCUUAAAGAUGAUGCUGGAGCUCAAACUGUCCUUCACAUUGAAUCCCUUGGUCAUGCCCUUCAUGCUUUCGUUAAUGGGAAGCUUGCAGGGAGUGGAACAGGCAACAGUGGCAAUGCUAAGGUCAAUGUGGACAUCCCCAUCACAGUUGUGGCAGGAAAAAACACAAUUGAUCUCCUGAGUUUAACUGUGGGACUUCAGAACUAUGGAUCUUUUUUUGACACAUGGGGUGCGGGGAUCACUGGCCCAGUGAUAUUGAAAGGUUUGAAGAAUGGCAGUACUAUUGAUCUCUCCUCCCAGCAAUGGACAUAUCAGGUUGGCCUUAAAGGUGAAGACUUAGGUCUGUCUAGUGGAAGUAUUGGACAAUGGAAUUCACAAUCUACCUUACCUAAGAAUCAACCAUUGACUUGGUACAAGACAAACUUUGUUGCUCCCUCCGGCAGUAACCCAGUUGCAAUUGAUUUCAUUGGGAUGGGAAAAGGUGUGGCUUGGGUGAAUGGACAGAGCAUUGGGCGAUACUGGCCUACAUAUGUCUCUUCAAAUGGUGGUUGUACCGACUCAUGCAAUUAUAGAGGGUCUUAUAGUUCAUCCAAAUGUCUCAAGAACUGUGGAAAACCAUCACAGACAUUAUACCAUGUACCACGAUCAUGGUUGCAACUAGAUAGCAACACUCUUGUAUUGUUUGAGGAAAGUGGAGGCGACCCUACACAAAUCUCUUUUGCUACAAAACAGAUAGGAAGUGUGUGUUCACAUGUAUCUGAAUCUCACCCUCCACCUGUAGACAUGUGGAAUUCAGAUACAGAAGCAGGAAGAAGAAUAGGACCUGUAUUAUCACUCGAGUGCCCUUAUCCUAAUCAGGUGAUCUCUUCCAUUAACUUUGCAAGUUUUGGAACCCCUCAUGGGACUUGUGGGAAGUUCAACCAUGGACGCUGCAGCAGCAAUAGUGCUCUAUCCAUUGUGCAAAAGGCCUGCAUUGGAUCAAGCAGUUGUAGUAUUGGAGUAUCAAUUCAUACAUUUGGAGAUCCAUGUAAAGGAUUGACAAAGAGUUUAGCUGUUGAAGCUGCUUGUACGUAGACAUGCAUGUUGCUUCAAACCUUACUACUUUCUAGGUAGGACUUGGCUGACUAGCACUCCACAAAUGUAUUAGACUCGUAGUUGAAGAUGAUUCCUGAUAAGCCAAAGUAAAAUGGUAUUCUAGUAGUAAACCAGUUAAAAAAAUGUAAAACAAAACAGUGUGUAGUUACUUGCAAGUUGCAAUA